AUGGUCCCUCCAUUCAUUGAAGUACUAGCCAUCUACCUACUUGGAGGCCUCACCUUUAUACCCAUCACGUUUCUUUUGGUAUACUUUGUGUCACCCGCUAUCAAAACAACAACGCAAGACCAGGCACCCACUGUCCACAAUACCACUACUACCACCAAUGCAUACGCACAAAACGGCAAAAAAGGUUGGAUUAGACUCACCAAAACAUACAAACCCAAGGAAUCAGAAUCCAAUGUCGCAGUGCUUUUAUCCUAUGUCCAAGGCGUAGGCGUCAAACGUCAAAAGGAGCAUGUAUACGCUGAACUCAAGUGCGGCGCCUUAUUCAUAUAUGAAACGAAUCAGACAGACGAUGAAUGCAAAAUCAUCAUUCCAGUCCAUAAUUACAAUAUCACCAUGUACAAUCCUGAUAAACAGCAACAGCACGAUCAUGACAUGUUUAGUAAAUCAACGUGGCUGAAAUUAACGCCUAAACCAGAUGUGAUUGACAUGGACAGCAGCCAAGUACUCAUACCCCAUCACCAUGAGGGUUCUUCCUCUUCCCCCUAUCUGACCACGCAUAAUGAGCUCUUUAUCACAUGUGCUCGUCCUGUCGACAAGGAGGAUUGGUAUUUUGGACUGCUGGCAGCUACUCAGAUGAUGGCAGAAUCUUCCUCGCAUGUUGAGAUGAUGGAUAUGACACAUUUUGAUUCAUCCGCUAUGCAGACAUUGAUUUCUACUGUGCAACAAGAUGCUGAAUACCGUGAGGUACAAUGGUUGAAUGCCAUCUUGGGCAGGCUCUUUUUAGGUCUCUAUAAGACGGAUGCUAUGCGGCGCUAUUUACAAGACAAGAUCUCCAAGAAGGCCAAGAAGAUCAAGCGACCUGGUUUUCUAGGAGACAUUGUUGUUCAAAGUGUGGAUAUUGGGGACUCGAUUCCUUACGUGACACAGCCCAAGUUGCUUUCCUUGACGCCGGAGGGAGAUCUUGAAGCGGAAGCUACGAUCCAUUAUGCAGGUGGACUCCGUGUGGUGAUACAGACUGAUUUCACGUGGACUUAUUCGUCGCUGAUGAAGCCAUUUCGGGUGCCUUUGGUGUUGUCUGUCAUGCUAAAGAAGUUGUCUGGUAAAUUCCUAGUCAAGGUCAAGCCUCCACCUACAAAUCGCUGCUGGAUUGGGUUCUAUGAGAUGCCAGACAUGGAGUGGGAAAUUCAACCCAUUGUCUCUGAUAAACAAAUCCGUCUCUCUAUGGUCGCCAAUGCUAUUCAGUCAAAAAUUCGUGAGUUUAUUGUGGAUAACAUCGUCUUGCCGAAUAUGGAUGAUUUCCCAUUCUGCCCUUCAGGUGGCCAUGGUGGGAUAUUUGGAGAGCGUGUGCCAAAACCAAGCUCACCGAAAUCAACCAUGCCUUCCACGCCCAGCAACAGAAACAUGGAUGUGGAUAUGCUAGGCAACAAAGUCAACAAGACGGUGGUCCCUCCCAAGGUAGUUGUAACGCAGCAGGCAGAGCAAGAUAGUCUGACAGUGCCAGCAUCGAUCAAGACACCUGCACGUAGAGCAACAGUAGGCAAUCUGGAUGUAUCCAACAGCUUAAAAGCAGAAAACAUGCAAAGCGCCCACAGAGCCAGAGGUUAUUCAAACCCCAAUAUCCGCCGUAUGAGUAGCAGUAGCAGUAGCAGUAGCAGUAGCAGCAGCAACAGCGGCGAGGAUAGUAUUCAUGAGGAAGCAUCACCAGCUAUGGUUGUGUCAUCGCCAAUCAUUGCUAGUGCCAUGACAACAGGCCGAAGAAUGGCAUCCAACAUGGGGUUCAGAAAGAGACAGUCUACACCAACAACCGCAGUACCUUCAUUGGCAUCUGUGCCAUCUGAGGAAAAGGAUCAAGGAGAGCAACCAUCAUCCAAUGCCGAUACCAACGCGACCAUCACUGUGAAAAAUGUCCAGACAGAAUCAAUCCUUGACGCCGACGCUAUUUCUCUUGCUUCCUUGUCUACUUCCGCUGUGAAAUCAGGCACCAAUCUACUAACGAAGUUCAGCAAUGUCAGCAAAGGAGCUAAACUCAACAUUAAUACCAACAAGAAGCUAUACACCAUGGCAGGUAAUCUGUUCAACAAAAAGAAAGUAUCUCAAGAAAUGCGUGAUGAGCGCAAUAGAGAACUACUGGAAUCACACAAUCGCAAAAUGAUGAACCUGUUUUUAAACAAUGAGCCAGCCAUCAUCGCCAAGCAGCAGCAACAGCAACCACCGCCCUUACCGCCUAGGCCUGGUAGCAAGACAUGCUCAAGCCCAUCAUCCAGCUCUUCAUCAUCAGAGGAUGAGGCUACAACGACAACACCCACAUCCAUAGACUAUAUACCAAAACAGGAGGAUGCGAUAACAACAACAUCCAUUUUGAUUCAAGAAUACCAAUCAUCUUUACAAUAA
This is a messenger RNA of Mucor velutinosus, 2391 nucleotides long. RefSeq names its product Ubiquitin carboxyl-terminal hydrolase 10 (gene ubp10). Gene Ontology annotation, cellular component: endoplasmic reticulum. NCBI's taxonomy places the organism in Eukaryota, Fungi, Mucoromycota, Mucoromycetes, Mucorales, Mucoraceae. The transcript has a single exon. Bases 1 to 2391 code for a protein of 796 amino acids. Gene Ontology annotation, molecular function: lipid binding. The record is from RefSeq and is a predicted model, not a curated record.